This is a messenger RNA of Bemisia tabaci, 336 nucleotides long. NCBI's taxonomy places the organism in Eukaryota, Metazoa, Arthropoda, Insecta, Hemiptera, Aleyrodidae. The record is from RefSeq and is a predicted model, not a curated record.
UCGCCAGGUUACGAUGUACGAGCUCUUGCUGAAAACUUGGAUUGGUUAGCUGUCAUGUCUUAUGAUUACCAUGGCCAAUGGGACAAAAAAACCGGCCACAAUUCUCCCUUCUAUUAUCACCCUGAGGAUGAUUAUGCUGACUUUAACACUGAUUACUCCAUCAAUUACUGGAUCAAGCAAGGAAUGCCACGCAGGAAGAUUGUGAUGGGUAUGCCAUUCUAUGGUCAAUCAUUCACAUUGGCCGAUCCAAACAAACAUGGCCUCAAUGCCCCAGCAACUGGACCGGGUGAAGCUGGUGAACAGACACGUGCAGCUGGUUUCUUGGCCUAUUAUGAA